AUGGUGACUUUGAGGAGACAAUAUGCGGUGGCCAGACCUGUGUACUCUGAGGACAGCUUUGAUGAAGACUAUGAGAAAACCCCCAGGGUGCGCAAAACCAUCCUGGACCAUGUGAAGGAGUAUCUGACCUGUGAUUCAAAACGUGCCAAGAACGCCGUGCUCUCUCUUCUGCCCAUCAUCGGCUGGAUAAGGAUCUACAGAGUCAGAGAGUGGCUGCUUGGAGAUGUUGUGUCUGGGAUCAGCACUGGAAUGGUGGCCAUUAUGCAAGGACUGGCCUUCUCUCUGCUGGCCUCGCUGCCUCCGAGCUACGGCCUCUACACGGCUUUCUUCCCCAUGCUGACGUACUUCUUCUUCGGUACUUCAAGGCAUAUAUCUGUAGGUUCCUUCCCAGUCCUGAGCCUGAUGGUGGGAGCUGUGGUGACCCGUCUGGUGCCUGACGUCGGACCUCCGGCCAACAUAACCGGCUUUGAAGGCCUGAGCAUGGACCAGCAGAGAGUCCUGGUGGCCUCCUCUAUGACCUUUCUCAUGGGGAUUUUCCAGCUGGCUAUGGGUGUCCUGCAGGUGGGCUUUAUUGUCAUGUACCUGUCCGACACUCUGGUGUCCGGCUUCACCACAGCGGCUGCACUCCACAUCGUGGUGUCCCAGCUGAAGUUUGUGUUGGGGUUGAACGUUCCGGGCAUCAGCGGUCCACUCUCUAUCAUAUAUACUUUGGAGAAGGUCUUCGUCCAGAUCACGUCCACCAACAUCUGUGACCUGGUGAUGUCCAUCGCGAUCAUGGUGUUGGUGUACAUUGUGAAGGAGCUGAACGACAAAUACAAAGCCAAGCUGCCUGUUCCCAUCCCCAUAGAGGUCAUCGUGACUAUCAUAGCUUGUGGGAUAUCCUACGGCUUCAACUUCGAGACGAGAUUUGAUGUUGGGGUUGUUGGCAAAAUGGUUAGUGGGUACGAGGCUCCCAUUGCACCCAAUAUAGAAAUCUUCCAGGAGGGCGCCGUGGAGGCCUUUCCCAUCGCCAUAGUAGGCUUUGCUGUCGCCUUCUCUGUGGCCAAAGUCUACUCCAUCAAACACGAUUACACCAUUGAUGGGAACCAGGAGCUCAUUGCAUUUGGGGUGAGCAACAUAUUCGGUGCGACCUUCAAGUCGUUUGCAGCCAGCACGGCGCUCUCCAGGACGGCGGUGCAGGAGAGCUCAGGAGGCAAAACGCAGGUUGCUGGGCUGAUCUCAGCCAUGAUGGCGAUGAUUGUAACUGUGGCACUCGGCUUCCUGCUGGAGCCGCUUCCCAGGUCCGUCCUGGGUGCCUUGGUCAUCGUCAACCUGAAGGGCAUGCUGAUGCAGUUCAGAGAGAUCCCGUACCUGUGGAGGAGGGACAAACCUGAAUGUGUGGUGUGGGUGGGAACGUGUCUGGGUGCCACCCUGCUGGGACUGGAUCUCGGUCUGGCGGUGGGCUUGGGGGUGGAGCUGCUCACUGUCGUCUUCAGGACUCAAUUCCCCCGCUGUUCCGUCUUGGCCAACAUCCCGGGGACCGACCUCUACAAAGAUCGCAAAGAUUACCAGCAUAUAGUUGAACCAAGGGGAGUAAAAAUCUUCCGGAUACCUUCGCCUAUCUUCUUCGCCAACGUUGAGUUCUUCAAGGACAAGCUUGUAGAAGCUGUUGGGUUCAACCCUCUGAGGGUUCUGAGGAAGAGGAACAAGGCUCUUGAGAAAAUCAAGAAACUGUGGCAGAAAAAGGACGAUGACGUUACAAAUAAAGGCUCAAUGGGUUUAUACCGCCAGACGACUGAUGAGUCUCGCAUGAACGCGGAGGAGUUGGAUCAGCCCUCCGACCACAGCGGCCUUCCUUUCCAGGUGAACUGGAAUGCCGAGCUUCCCGCUGACAUCAGCGUUCCCAGAGUGGACCUCCACAGCCUGAUCCUGGACUUCUCUGCUGUCUCCUUCCUGGACAUCUCCGCUCUGAAGGGACUCAAAACGACACUCAAAGAGUUCAUCCGUGUUGAUGUGGAAGUUUACAUUGUUUCCUGUGAUGUGUACAUCCUGGAGAAACUACACGGCUGCAUGUUCUUCGACAACGAGAUUCUGACCUCCAUGUUCUUCCCGACCAUUCAUGACGCCAUGCUGCACGUGUUCGAAAAACACAAGGAGGACAAAAGUAGAGGCUGGGUGGUAAGGGAAGCUGUUUAUGCUAUAAAUACUAUUUAG
Molecule: messenger RNA, 2193 nt
Organism: Sebastes umbrosus (honeycomb rockfish)
Lineage: Eukaryota; Metazoa; Chordata; Actinopteri; Perciformes; Sebastidae
Gene: slc26a3.1
Product: solute carrier family 26 member 3
Exons: 18
Coding region: 1-2193 (730 amino acids)
Biological process (GO): transmembrane transport
Cellular component (GO): membrane
Molecular function (GO): bicarbonate transmembrane transporter activity; oxalate transmembrane transporter activity; chloride transmembrane transporter activity
Source: RefSeq, a predicted model, not a curated record